Molecule: messenger RNA, 993 nt
Organism: Emiliania huxleyi CCMP1516
Lineage: Eukaryota; Haptophyta; Isochrysidales; Noelaerhabdaceae
Exons: 2
Coding region: 1-993 (330 amino acids)
Source: RefSeq, a predicted model, not a curated record
AUGCCGAAUCCGCUCCUGUUCGUCGGCAAGGGCGCGGCGCUGACGGCGGCGGCCCGAGCGGCUGACAAGGCGAACGAAGGCGGCGGAGCAUUCCAGCGGCUGGGCGAGGGCCGCGGCGCGGCAAUCCGGCUCGCGUGGCCGGCGGAGGCGCUGCACACCGUGCCGCUCGAGAGGCGGGCGGCGGCGGGCGACGCGGACGACCCGUUCGCGCACGGCCGUCCGAUCACCAAGAGGGCGAGGCGCGCGGCGGGCGAGCUGCGCGCCGUGCAGCACCAGGAACGUGCGGAGGCGCCCAGAGAGGCGGAGCGGGCGGCGGCAGAGGAGCGGACGGCGGAGCAGGCGGCGCUGCUGGCGCCGCUCGCGGCGACGGACACCACGGCGCGCCUGGCGAAGCGGAGGCGGAGCGCCCUCGUGGCGGCGGUGCUGCAUCAACCCAUUGCGGAGCCGGCGGGCCGGGCGGCUCAGAUGCUCGCGCCGCUCGGCGAGCACUUGAAGAGGCAGUGCGACGAGGUGGCGAGGCGGUGGGACGACUUCCAGACGGAGAUGGAGCGGCUUGACGAAGACGGCGGCGAUGCGGACAUGCGCUCCAACUUUGCGAACGGGAUGCGGGACGGGUAUCCGUGCCAGCAGCUCACCCUCGGCUUCCCGGCGGGACAGGAGGCGAUGGCGUACUGGCGACCCAUCCGCGACCAUUUCUCGAGCCUCGUGGGAGGAGGGAGAGGGAGCGGCGGGGUCGAGCAGCUCGCCGGCGUCGCGCAGGCGGCGGCCAGCGCGUUGCAGGUGGCGGUGGGCGCGAACGCGACCACCGCGGCGUACUGCCUCCACGGGUGCGACCCGCACGACAGCAGGCUCGAGCCGUCCUGCGACUCGACCUGCUACCCCGGCCCUACCACCUACCUAGACUCUGUGCUGGUUCGCGGUUUCGCCGGAGAUCCCAUGCGUCAAACCCGAAAGGGUUGGAGGGCCUCUCGCUGGGAGGAGGGUCACCUGUAG